GUGGCCGCAGAGCGGUGGAGGCUGGGGGCGGGGCCGCCUGGGGGAUGCAGCGGGGGCGCUCGGCUUUCCGGCUUCACUCACAGCUGCCCGGCGUCGGGCGGAGAAUUGCUCUGCCUCAGGACCGGCGUGCAGACCUCUGACCCUGGAGUCACUGGGCGGCCAGGAACCGUUCCCUUAGGUCGUCGCCUGGGCCGCCCGCCGUUCCCCGCCCCCGUGGGCCCCGGCCGGCCGCUGCUGUGGGAGAGGUCAGCAUGAGCCGGGGGGUCCUCCGGGCCGGCGCCGGGCAGGGGGCGGCGGCGGCCGCGUUGCAGCUGCUGGUCACGCUGAGCUUGCUCCCGAGCGUCGUCGAGGGCCAGGUUGCUGGAGUUCUGGAUGAUUGCUUGUGUGAUAUUGACAGCAUCGAUAACUUCAAUACCUUCAAAAUCUUCCCCAAAAUAAAAAAAUUGCAAGAGCGAGACUAUUUCCGUUAUUACAAGGUUAAUCUGAAGCGACCUUGCCCUUUCUGGGCGGAAGAUGGCCACUGUUCGAUAAAAGACUGUCAUGUUGAGCCCUGUCCAGAGAGUAAAAUUCCGGUUGGAAUAAAAGCUGGGCAUUCCAAUAAGUACUUGAAAGUGACAAAUAAUACCAAAGAAUUAGAAGACUGUGAGCAAGCUAAUAAACUGGGAGCAAUUAACAGCACAUUAAGUAAUCAAAGCAAAGAAGCUUUCAUUGACUGGGCAAGAUAUGAUGAUUCACAGGAUCACUUUUGUGAACUUGAUGAUGAGAGAUCUCCAGCUGCUCAAUAUGUAGACCUACUGCUGAAUCCAGAGCGCUACACUGGCUAUAAAGGGACCUCUGCUUGGAGAGUGUGGAACAGCAUCUAUGAGGAAAACUGUUUCAAGCCUCGAUCUGUUUAUCGUCCUUUAAAUCCUCUGGCACCCAGCCGAGGAGAAUCAUUCUAUACAUGGCUCGAAGGUUUGUGUCUGGAGAAGAGAGUCUUCUAUAAGCUUAUAUCAGGACUUCAUGCUAGUAUCAAUUUACAUCUAUGUGCAAAUUAUCUUUUGGAAGAAACCUGGGGUAAACCUAGCUGGGGACCUAAUAUCAAAGAAUUUAAGCGCCGCUUCGACCCUUUGGAAACCAAAGGAGAAGGCCCAAGAAGGCUGAAGAAUCUGUACUUUUUAUACUUGAUUGAACUUCGAGCUCUGUCAAAAGUGGCUCCAUAUUUUGAGCGCUCGAUUGUCGACCUUUACACUGGAAAUUCACAAGAAGAUGUUGACACAAAAACCCUUCUACUGGACAUCUUUCAGGAUACAAAGUCCUUCCCUAUGCAUUUUGAUGAGAAAUCCAUGUUCGCGGGUGACAAAAAAGGGGCCAAAUCAUUAAAGGAGGAAUUCCGGUUACAUUUCAAGAACAUCUCCCGCAUAAUGGACUGUGUUGGAUGUGACAAAUGCAGACUGUGGGGGAAACUACAGACUCAGGGUUUAGGAACUGCCCUGAAGAUAUUAUUCUCCGAAAAAGAAAUCCAAAAGCUUCCAGAGCAUAGUCCAUCUAAAGGAUUCCAACUCACCCGACAAGAAAUAGUUGCUCUUUUAAAUGCUUUUGGAAGGCUUUCUACAAGUAUAAGAGAGUUACAGAAUUUUAAAGUCUUAGUACAACACAGUAGGUAAUAAAUGUCUAACUAGAAACAUAAAAUGACUUUGUAAAGCCUUCUAAUCUUGGACAUUCAGCAGAAAGAGACUUAUCUCCUAAUUCAAGAAUUGUGAACUCAAAAAAUGCUCACUUGAACAUUUAUGAUUCUUCACAGAUUAUCAAUUAGAAAUAUUUAUAAGUGAAAUAUAUACUUUCAAACUAUGUAAGUUAUACUAAUUGUGUUUAAUUUCUUGCAUUUUCAUCUGUUGAAUAUUGUUUGUUUAGAAUUACUUUUGUUUUUAUUCUGUUAUCCUUUAUAUUUCCAGUUGUCAAAACUUAAAUAACUGUAUCUCCAUUAUGGAGGAGAAGCAGGAACAAAUGUUGCUCAGGGGCUGGUAUCAGUGACAAAAACUUAUCAAUGAUUUCCUAAUGUGUUUUUAGUCUUGCUCUGCCCUCCGUGUCACCGUCUAUCACAUGGAACUGUCACUGUGAUAAAUGGCCCUUUCAAUGAACAGUUAGAGAAAUUCCUUAAGAUUCUCUAAGACUUUAAUUAGUUUUUAUUUUAAGAUUUUUAGUUGUUGCUGUUUUGUUUUCCAUCUGAAAGACCUGCUCUGGUAAGGUGAGCAGGUGCUCUUCCCUCUGCUACCCAGCCAGAUUUCAGGUGUGUGUAGUGGGCUGGGUCAAGAGUAUUUUACUUAGAACCUUCUUUUGAUUUUGCUUUUCUUUGUUCCUAGAUAUUUUAGGGAAAAUGAAAUUUGCAGAUACUUUUAGAAAAAAAAUUGAUAACAGGUAACUUCUCAAUAAAAUUUGAAUUUUAUGAGUUUUACCAUGAAUUUAUAAUGCCAAUUAAGAGCAUUAUAUACAAAAAUUUGCUAUUUGAAAUGAAAGCAUUUUUAUAGGAUUUAAUUUUAGGAUGCAGUCUAUGCAAUCCUCAGUGUGAUUUUCUUUCGUAGAAUACAGAAGCAGGUAGAUUAAGUCAAGCCUCCUUUAAGUGCUCCCCCCCAAAACCUACUUUUUUCAUUUUAGUUCAUUGUAUGUAAGUAGCAUUUUGUGUGAUUCUUACCAACAAACAGUUAAUAAGUCCUACACUGCUAUUUUCUAAAGCUGGGAUUUAAAAUCUUAAAACAGUAUUUAAAAUCUGUAUUCUUGAAAAAGAUGUGGAUAGAAUGAUUAAUUUGGAAGGUUGCAUCUCUGUAGAAGUGGUCUGAGUACAAAAUCUAAAGUUUCUCCUUAGAUUCUGCAGUCUCUCGUGAAGUAAAUACGUGCUCUUAUCCCUACCUUGAAAUGUGUUCAUUGAGAAUUUUAAAUUAUAUUUUAGUUAGCUCACCCUACUUCUAAAAAUACUUAGCCAUCCCUUGGCGAGCUAUGGUUGAGGAGUAAGGUCUCACUAGAGUUAUUUUCUCACUCAUUUCUAACCUUUAUAAAGACUGGCUUGAUUGGAGCCUCUGCAACUUUUUUUCUUUUUCAGAUUUGCAAGUAUGGGGAGGGGAGGGACCUUAAUGUAAACUGUCUAAAAGGUGACUAAAUAAUUUCACUAAUAAAUUAACAAUAAUUAUUCUUAACUUAGUGUUCAGUUUGAGAAAAUGCAAAAAUUCUGCACUUUAUUAUUACUGUAAAUUUAAAGAUCUUUUUGGUAGUGUUGCUCUGCUAUUCCCUCAUAAAGUCUAUUAUUUAAACUCUUUACUAGAGAAAAUCCUUGGUAUUUCCAUUUAUUGCUUUUUUCUGUGAUUUGCAUUUAAUCUUUGGAAAAAUGGAGUAUGUUCUAGGAGAUUAAAAGACCUAGUUGGGAUAAAGAGUUCUUUUCAAAGCUUUUAAUAAAACUUUUUCAUGAUUAAGAAAAUAAAUGAAUUUCAGCCGAAGAAUACUUCAUUUAUGUAUUUGUUUUACCAUACGUUAGAUUGUGGGGAGGCAACCAUUUUUUUCCUUUUAUUAAUUCACUAUACUAACAAGCGGGCAGUCUACAUUUUUUUUUUUUUUUUUAUUGUUGGGGAUUCAUUGAGGGUACAAUAAGCCAGUUACACUGAUUGCAAUUGUUAGGUAAAGUCCCUCUCAGUCUACAUUUUUUUAAUGUGUGUGUUUCUUAAAUAACAGUAUGAAUGUGGUGACUUUUUCAUGGUCCUUGUGAUAUGAACUAUUUUUCAUAGUUCACAUACUUUUUGUUGUGAAGUGAUACUAGACUCUUAUUUGCAUUGUGAAAAUGCUUAGCUGGUGAAUUCUUCCUGGCCUUUUGUUUUUAUUUUAAAAAUCUAGCACUUGAUUAUAUGAUCGACAGAAAUGAUUGUACCAGCUGAUAAAGCAAUGAAAAUGAAGAAAAGGAAAAUUCUCCUUCCUUCAAUGGCAUGAGUUUAUUUUUUUAAAGUGGCAUUUAUGUAAAUUAGACAUUCUAUAUUAAAAUCGGUUAAGUUUGAAAGUUUCUGUUUCAAUUCUUAGAUUAUGAAAAAGAUCUGACAGAAUAGUAAUAGAUUUCAGUUUUGAAAUGUGGUAAGUCUUUAUUUUAACAUUGUGAUUCACUGUUUGUAAUCUCUGUAUGUAUAUGAAAACACUGUGCCAUGUUUUUUGACUUUGCCUAGGUGCCAUUCAUUUUAUAUAAGAAAGGACAGCUAUUUUGAUCUUCAUCAGCAUUGCCUUCAGCUGGAAAUUUGGGAACAGUUCACAGUAAACCUCUCAGCAGUUUACAAACCGAAGUACCUGCAGAAACCAUAGGUAUUCACCAAAAUGCACAGAUUAGGUACAUGGUUAUCAUGGAAAUUAUCUGGUAAAAAACAGACACAAAACUACGUGUACCCUAUUUUAAUUAAUAUCUCUACAGGUACAGCUUUGAUUUUUGAACAGAAUUUCAAACAAUCUACUGUUGUGCCCACCAGAAGCUAGAAAAUGUGAAUUAAAGCACAUGUUUCUGC
Messenger RNA from Nycticebus coucang (slow loris), 4508 nucleotides. RefSeq names its product endoplasmic reticulum oxidoreductase 1 beta (gene ERO1B). Gene Ontology annotation, molecular function: FAD binding; thiol oxidase activity; protein-disulfide reductase activity. The transcript has 15 exons. The record is from RefSeq and is a predicted model, not a curated record. Gene Ontology annotation, cellular component: endoplasmic reticulum; endoplasmic reticulum membrane. The coding region runs from base 252 to 1646 and encodes 464 amino acids. Gene Ontology annotation, biological process: protein folding in endoplasmic reticulum. Lineage: Eukaryota; Metazoa; Chordata; Mammalia; Primates; Lorisidae.